GUCUUAUAACACAACUUUAAUUGGAGUUGAACAGUAAGAAGCUCUACGUUGGUUAACGUUUGCUAUGUUCAUAAUUAAGUUAGGUUUAGUUUGUAAGUGAUCUCCUGAAGUAUCCCACCGGGGCUUUUUAUAGUCCUCCUGCAGACUCCACCCACAGAGUUGUCCUGGGAAACAGUAACAACUGUAAGAAAGUCAGUCAAUCCUCCUGUUGCUGACCGGGGACACCUUUGUGGGAGACCCACGCCGCGGCUGGCCUGUUCCACUCUGCAGCUCAAACUUUAAAAGGAUACUUCAACAAAACACUGUAUGUGCGCCCAUUAGGAGGAUUAUUAUGCGCCCAAAAGCUGCCGCAGCCUCUUCACUCUGAGCUUCUUCUGCCUGAGUGUCCAGGGACAUGAAACUCAACCCCCAGCAAGCUCCAUUAUAUGGGCGGUGUGUUAUCACGGUGCAGCUCUCUGAUGAAGAGCUGGCUGCAGAUGAGGAGGGUGUGGACUACUUCCUCCUGUUUGCUGGCAGCACACAGAGGCACCUGACCAGCACCCUUAAGAGCAGUCAUGACACCUUGCAGGCCCUUUGCCCCGCAAAUGACUGCUGCGAGGUGGUGUUGGUCACCUUGUGCUCAGUCAGCCGAAGUGUCCCCAAGGACCCAGAGGACCCCGAAGAGUCAGAGGACCCGAAGCUCUGUCUGGGUCGCGUGGCUCCGUUGGCGGAGCAUCGAUUCAGCUUUGUCCAGGACUUGGCUUUUGACAUGGCACAGUUUCUGGUGAGCACGGCGGGCAGGGAUGACGGCCUGGAUGGAGCACUGCUGCUGGAUGAGUGUCAGAUUCCCCUGCAGGAGUGUGAACGCCUGGAUGAGAGCCUGGCGCUGGCCCUCCACCACCUCGCCCUGCCGCCAGGAUGGAGUUUACUGGGGAACAAACUAACCAACAACACUGAACUUGAUCCUCAGGAGACUUUGCUGCAUUUCUCAGCACGAAGAGGUCUUUUUCGGGUGACGCACUUCCUGCUGCAACGGGCUGGAGCGAGAGAGGCCCUGCGAUUGGCUAACAGAGAAGGCCACACCCCCUUCGCCAUUGCAGCUCAGCGAGGACACGAACGUCUGCUUGAGCUCCUCACAGAGGCUGAGACGGACACAGAGACGGACAAAGGGACUGAGACUGUCCAGCAAGUUUCUACGGACGCCAGGGUGUUCUGCCACCUUCCCAGGCUGAACACACACACUCUGACACUGAAGACCCACCCGGGCCAUGACCUCCCGACCCUUCAAAGGAGUGUCGAGCAGCUGCUACACUUGAUUUGCCAUCUCCAUACCAAGGGAGUGUCUGAACUGGAGCUGCAGUUUGAUUCUCUGCACACAGCAGCUGAGUGUUGUGAUGGUGUAGAAACUGAGACAACCUGUCUACAGCAGCCUUCUUCAACAUCUGAGUGCCUGAAUCUGACAACAGAGGAAAACUGCUCCGUGGAAAACAGCGGUAGUGUUGAUUGUGGACAUGGGGAGACUGGGAAUGAAGAGAGAGCCUGGAUUUUGUCUUUGAGGAGUCAAAAGUCAGAGGAACAUCCCCAUGAGUAUGGCCCCGGCCCCCCAGAGGACUGGGUGUGUCUCAGUUCAAACAUUGGGAGAGAUUACUGCAAAAGGAGGCAGGGAAAGGAGCAGCCUGGUGUUUCCUCCCAGAGUUUGAGUGUGUGUGAAGAAGCACAGAGUGCGACAGAAAGGGAGAGCCUUACUGUGGGAAUCCAAGCACCAGCAGGCUGUGAUAAACGGGCAGAGGAAACUGAUAGAGAAGAGGCUGUGAUUCAGGAAGGACAGGAGGCCACGGGGGGAGAGGAAAGAUCUGAGCAGGAAGCAGAGGAGAGCAAUGGUGGAAGGCCAGAGGAGGAGACAGAUUCUACAAAUCUAAUAACGCCCUGCGGAGAUUCGAAAGCUUUAGUCAUGGGCCAGUCCCCAUCGUCAGAAGGCUCUGAGGUAUCUGAAACCUCUGAUUCUGAAAUGAAGGAUUGCUGUCAGGAAGGAGAGCAUGUUGGGGAGGAGGAGAUGAAACUCAGCGAGGAUCCCCAGGAUGGCCUCUCUUUAGACGAGCAGGAGGCAGAGAGUGAGGAGUUUACAGACCCUGUAUCAGCCCCAGGGGACCUCCCCAGCCCAUCACUGAUAGACUGUGGUGAUGUAAUCGAGGAGCCCAAAUCUGUUGUUCCAUGUCUCUUGAUAGAAGGCCUCCAUGAGGGGGAACCUCCACCAGACACAAACAGCCUGGAACAAAACCAGGAAACAGCUGGUGGGGAUUAUGCUACAGAGCAGCAGUGGGGCUCGGCUCCAGAAACUGGCUGUCACUCUGGGAUUUGCACUGGAGGAGUGAGCAGUGAGGAGUGGGACUGUGAAGAAGUCACUGAACCUUCUGGAUACAGUAUGGAAAGGACUAUUUUGUCAAUGUAUGAACCUUACAAUACAGAUGGUGAUGGUAAUGAGGCUGCUAAUAUGGAAGAUUUCCCCACAGAUCCUUCACCUGAGCCUUCACCUGAGCCUUCACCUGAAGUGGUUCCCGACUCUGGACUUGGUGAUCUGGACUCCAGGAUGACCCAGUCUAUCUCUAGUGAUGAUGAUAGCAGUUUCCAAUCUGUUGCAAGCUCUACAACAGAAAUAUUUCACCCCACUCAGGACAGUGCUAGUUAUGAGGAACAGGACCAAACAGGACUUAGGAUGGAGGAACCAAAUGAUUCAGAACCUGCUGAAAGCACUGAUUCACAAACCAUGGAUGCAGGGCUCCCCUCGGAGCCGGACCCUGACGCUGCACUGCCAGAGACAGACUGCAGCCAGACUGGCACUGAGCCUGAAUCACAACUGUUACCCAGUCCCCACACAAUGGAGGCUUUGUGUCCUGAGGGGACAGGAGAGGAAUCUGACCCAGAACUUUCCAAAGAGGAUCUGUUGGGUCAAGGGUUGGCAGAGAGUGGGGAAGAUCCAACAUUUAAUGAAAGUGAAAUUGCAGAGGCCGGCGACUCUGAAGUGAAUGCAGGAUUGGAGGAUGUGGCAUCUGAGGUCAAGAGUCCAUCAGGUGAAGAAGAAAAUGAUAAAUCUGCAGUUGCCCCUUCUGAAAACAGUGGAGAUGUGCAAUUGAUGCUGGAGCAUCCCAAACAGGAGGAUUCAGAGAUGACGGUAGAUGAGACAUCACCUGAUUUCAGUACAUCCUUAUCACAAGAUGACACCCGACUGUCAGACAGUGCAGAUGUCAGUGUAGAUGUCAAUGCAUCUGAAGCUGAAGCACCCCCUUCAGACAAUGAAGCAUCAAGUGAAUCUCAUGUUGUGAAUGAGACGACGGAUAGUCCAGAGAUCUGUGACACAGUGGAUGGAGCUCAACAGAACCACAACAGCACAAGUCAAGAGGUGAUCCCGUCUGAACAAACUGUGGUCUGUGCGACAGAGGAAGAAAGUGCAUCACCCGAGGAAACAGACUCCUCCAUGAUCCACCGAGACAAAGAGGCGUCUUUUCAUCAGCCUUGCAACACUCAACACUCAGGAUCAUCAGAGUCUUCACCCACGCCCAGUUUGCCCAGUAGAUCCACCAGUGCCACCAGCUGUCCCUCCGCAGCGCACAGAGACUCCGGCAGUGACAUAGAAAGCUUCCUGAAUGCAGACACAGGAUAUGACAGCGUCUUCAGAAAGAAUGACGAAGCAGUGACAGGAGACAGCACCAGCGAGGUUUCUGUCUCCUGUUCCUCAACAGACGACACCACCAGCGUCGGUCCCUCCAGCUCAAGCCCGGAGGGCAGCCAGGGCCUGGAAUGCAGCUGGAGCCCCGAGGAGGGCGUCCGAACAGGGGCUGCUAUCUCUACUGGACUGGACAGCAGUGGCGGAGUUGGUGGUGGUGGAGGAGGUGGAGUGGGAGAAGCUGAAGAAGAGGCCAAAGACAGAGUGACGGAGGUGCCGCGGCGGUCCUGUCUCCUUAGGAACAGCCUCCGCUCCCUGUCGCCUCUACGCCGCCACAGCUGGGGUCCUGGGAAGAACAACGGAGGAGACGCAGAGAUGAACCAGAGGAGCUCCACAUGCAGUCAUGCUGAAGGGAAGCUGACCUUUCACAGGAGAAGUUACAGCUUGGAGGGGCUAAGCGGGGGCCAGGAAGAGCUGAGGGGCCCCACAAUCCAGGUGCCUCAAAUCCUGGAGCCUUUGAGGAUGCCCCGGCAUGACAGUGAUGACAGGGGCUCUCUGGUUUCUCUGACAGAGGAGCAGGAGGAGCUUGGGGGGCACGUCAGACCACAUGACCCGAAAACAAGGCGCUACCGGCCUCUGCGAAACAGCUGUUCUCCCAUGUCCCUGCCCCUCACAAAGUCUGUAUCCAUGCUCGCCAUCAGCCAGAGAGACACUGAUGGUAUGAGGUCAUUUUCUAGUGCCUCCGGGUCAUUAGCGUACAGCAUAUCAGAGGAGGAGCCUGGUCCUCUGCGGAGCGACACUGAGGGGAAGAAUGUGACAAAAGUCAGCCGGACCUUCAGCUACCUCAAGAACAAGAUGUACAAAAAGACCAGGGAAAAGGAGAGAGAGAAGAAGGAGAUCAAGGAGAAGGACAAGAAGUCAUCUAGUGGUCAUCAAUUCACAGCCGUCAUCUUGGGGCCGACAGCUCAGUGCGCCCAGUGCAAUAAGGCUUUCAACAGCAAAGGGGGGUUCCAUUGUGCAAACUGUAAUGCUUCCGUCCAUAAGGGCUGCAGGGACAGCCUGCCUGUUUGUGCCAAGGUGAAGAUGAAGCUGCCCAAACAGCAGUUUGCAGUACCAGAUUCCUGCUCUUUUCCCACAGUCACGAUGAGGAACAAGUCUGGUGGGACAAGGGAGCGUCCCUGGUCGGCUAUCUUGUCCCCAGAAGACCAUUCCUCCCUCAUGAUCCCAUCCCGGAGACACACCAGUAUCAUGAACUUCCACGGCAACAACCUCUCCAAGAGUCUCUCCAUAAGCAAUAUUGCUGGUCCUGUGUUUGACGAGAUGCCCAUCAAAGGUUUGCGGUAUCUCUCCCAGUCUACUGACUCCCUCAACAGAACCAACCAGGUCACAGAGUCCCUGGAGUCAUUAACAGAUGAAGGGACGGAAAUGAUGGACGGGCAGCUGAUGGGGGAGUUUGAGGCCGACGCCAAAGACAUGGAGUCUGACUCGUGGAGUCUAGGUGUGGAACCACAGUACCUGCAGCAGCUGGACAAAGAGCUGGUGAAGAGACAAGACGUCAUCUAUGAGCUGAUGCAGACAGAGAUGCAUCACAUUCGGACGUUGCGCAUCAUGUCAGAGGUCUACAGUAAAGGCCUGCAGAAGGAGGUGCAGCUGGAACUGCAGACGCUGGAGAGGCUGUUCCCCGCUCUAGAUGAACUCCUGGAGUUCCACACGCAGCACCUCCUCCGCCUCCUGGAGAGGAAGAGGGAAAGCCAGCUGGAGGGGGGGGGCUCUGAGGGAGGCUUCAUCAUCAGCAGAAUAGGAGACAUCCUGGUUAACCAGUUCUCAGGAUCCAACGGUGAGAGUAUGAAGAGGAUUUAUGGAAGAUUUUGCAGCCGGCACAAUGAGGCAGUGAACUUCUACAAGGACCUGCUGACCAAAGACAAACGCUUCAAGGCUUUUAUCAAAAAAAAGAUGAGUAGCAGUAUUGUGCGAAGACUUGGUAUCCCAGAAUGCAUUUUGCUGGUUACCCAAAGGAUAACAAAGUACCCAGUGCUGAUACAGAGAAUGCUGCAGCACACUAAAGAAAGUGAGGAAGAGUUCGAGGACCUCACUGAUUCUGUUCGGUUCGUGAAGGAGGUGAUCGCAGCCGUUGACAGCAAAGUGAACGAGCACGAUAAAAGACGACGUCUGAAGGAAUUUCACAUCCGCACGGACAGCAAGUCAAUCAUGAUGAUGAAGAACGGUCAGAUUUUUGCCAGGGAGGAUCUGCUGAGGAGGAGGCUGAUCCACGACGGAGUGCUGCAACUGAAGAACAGCCAGGGGAGACUGAAAGAAAUCCAUGCUCUGCUAUUAUCAGACGUCUGUGUCUUCCUACAAGAAAAGGACCAGAAAUAUGUCUUUGCCAUGCUGGAUCAGCGCUCCACGGUUAUCUCCCUCCAGAAGCUGAUUGUGAGGGAGGUGGCUAACGAGGAGCGCGGCCUCUUCCUCAUCACGGCGGGCAUCGAGAAGCCGGAGAUGAUGGAGGUCCUGGCCAGCUCGAAGGACGAACGCAACACAUGGAUGCAGCUCAUCCAGGAAGCCAUGCAGUCCAUGGAGAAGGACGAGGAUGAAGGGAUCCCCAGUGAGACUGAGGAUGACAAGAGACAACUGGAGAGUAAAGCCAAAGAGAUGAGAGAUCUGUUGAGGCAGAAGGACACAGAGAUCAUGUCUCUGCUGGAGGAGAAGGUGCGGCUCUUCAGGGGGAUGUGGGAGGGAUUGAACCAGGGUGAGGAGGUCCCUCGGCAGGUCGGGCCUUUCUUCAGGUCAUCCAGCAGUCAGGAGCCGCCCAAGGGGGCGUCAGUGAUGAAGGAUGCCCUGCAGGAAGUGGAGACAUUGCAGGCGCUGGUGAAUGGCAGUCUGGGUGGGGCGAUGGCCAGCGUCCAGGAGGGAGGGAGCACAGGGUCGGUGUGUCUGCCCCGUCGGGCCGAGACCUUCGGAGGCUUCGACAGUCACCAGAUGCACAGCAGUAAAAGUGGAGACAGAGAUGAGUGCGAGGAUACGGCGGGAGAUCUGCGCAGGACGGAGUCUGACAGUGUUUUAAAGAAGGGAGGAAACGCCAACCUGCUGCUGCUGCUGAAGAGGAACAGUGAGCAGGUCCUCGACAGUGUCUCCAAUCUGCACCUCCUGCUCAGCACUCUGCAGGCGGUGGUGGUCCAGCAGGACAGCUUCAUAGAGGACCAGCGGCAAGCCCUGAGCGAGCGCUCCUCCUCCUGCUCGUCUUUAUCAAGGCCGUCAUCUCGGCCCAGCUCGCUAAUCGAACAGGAGAAGCAGCGGAGCCUGGAGAAGCAGCGGCAGGAGCUGGCCUCCCUGCAGAGACAGCAGGCAGCUCAUGCUGAGGAGAAGAGGAGGAGGGAGAGGGAGUGGGAGCAGAGGGAACAGCAACUGACGGAUAGGGAAACGCUUGUGCACUCACAGCAGGAGGAGGAGGUCACCAAGCAGCACAAGGAGCUGGAGGAUGAGAAGCAGGAGCUGCUGAGUAAGAAGGAGGAGUACCAGAGGGAUCUGGAGCGGCUCAGAGACGCACAAAGGAAGCUGGAGAGGGACAGGGAGACUAUGCAGCGACAUCUCAACAAGAUGGAGGAGCUCCGUCUGGCUGAGAGGACUCCCUCUACUACUUUGGAUGAACCCCAGUUCCCUGCCAGCUCCCAAUCUCCAGAGCUGGAUCCACCAGAGCUCUCUUCAUCCUCCUCCUCGUCUCUGCCGAGGCUACAGCCCCAGAAGUCAAAACCCAAAGUGAAAGGCCUCAACCCGUUUACCUCCACCAACACCAACCUCAAGGGCAGCGAAGGCAACAACCAGCUCUCAAAGAGCCUGCUGCAGCUGGCCAAGAACAAGAGCAAAGAGGGGAAGGAGAAGAAAAAGAAGAAGGGCAAAGGAGGGAGUGCGCAGACAGCAGACCCCCAGCAUCUCCCCGAGCCUCCUCUGGAUGGAGAGAUUUUCUUCUGCUGAGAGAAGUGCCUCUCUGAGUCUUUUUCAUCCUCUGUCUGAACCACCAAUCACAGCCAUCCUGACAUCCAGAGGAAUCUGUAACACAACGCUCUUCGGCACCUUUACAUCACCAUCAAAAGACUUUUCUGAAUCAUGACAUAAAACAUUUGAACGUUACAUGCAAUCAAACGGACAAGACAUGUUUUGUGUAAUUUAAAUUAAAUACCACUGCUUUUACCUUUUGGAAGGUCAAAUAUUGAAAGGAUUGGGUUAUGGUGCAUUCAAGUACAGUAGAAGAAAAGGGAACAUGAAAAAAGCAGUAUAUCUUUAGGUAGUUUGUCUACAAAAGUCUUGUUUCCUCUUCCAAAGACACCAUGGUUACGAGACAGAUGAUUAAUUUCUUAAUUUUGUAGAAUCAGAAAUUUGUGAUAGAGGAACAAAUCAAAAGCGUUUCACAAUAGAUUGUCUCACAGGCUCUGCCAACUGUGUCACAGGCUUCACUGCCUGCCUGUCUGUCUGUCUCUGUGUUUAUGAGCCUUUUCAACAGUCCGUCCUGGCAUCGACUCCCAAACAAUCCGGCUCCUCUGUUCAUUUUCAGAAGCCUUUUCCAUGUGACUGAACCCUCACGUACAAGGACAUAAACAAACCCAAAUACCACUUGGCAACAGAUAUGAAUGUCAACAAGCUCCAUGUGGCACUGGAAACGCUUCACUCCUAAUCAUCUUCAUUGACAAUCAAUAGAUGACUGAAACCACAGAGGGAAAUUCGCCUCCACUAAGUGUCCUAGCAACGUGUGAAUCAAACAAGUCCAGUGUUUUCAGUGUUCGCUCCAGUGUCUCUUUGUAUAAAAUGCUACUUUAUAGAGCCACUUUGAAAGAAAAUUGCAGCAUAAUUUUCCUUUACUUCCGAUUUGAAAAGAAGAUGUGAUUUCAUCCACUAAUUUCCAGAAUGAAAGCAAAUGGAUCUGGUGCUUUAUACCACCAAUAACCCUCAAUGAAGACUUUAUGUCUUCAGCCAUGGGUUCAAUUUAUUGAAAGUAUAAAAUCUGUGUUUUGAAGUGAAACUCUUCAGAUGUCCUCGUCUGUUUUCCCUGCUCAAACAUAAAGAAAGGAUGGAGACGUACUGUAUCUCCCUGUGUUUAACAGCUCAAUUCAUAUCCUUCAGUGUUUGGAGGCUUGGAUGGAUAUUAACUUGAUCCCUGUUUUAUCUGCCUGUCAAUGGGCUUUUACGCAGCCCUCAUCUUCAUCUGAGCACCCACCAGCGAGGCUUCCCCUCGUUUUUUAAUUGCAUGUAACUCUGCAGGUAGCAUACUAAUGGAUUCUGUCUGUAAAAGACGCACACGGCUGAUGGUUUGAGGAAAUGGAGGCUGUUAAUAUUGAGAGAUAAAACAGCCAGUUUGCGAAAAAAAAGAGAGAGGACUUGAAUUAAAAGCACCAAAUGAUGGUGUGUGUCCCUGUUUGGACGUUUAAUGACUGAACCUGCUCUGCAGGUAUCGCCUGAGUCUCUAAUCGUUUCAAAUCAAUCAACACUCACCAGUGUUGUUAAGCACUUUGGUCCUAAUAUGUUGAUGUAUUUUUUUUUUCUCAUCAGAGUGAGAUAUCAAUCAUGCAGAUCUUUGUAUUCUGUGGACUUUUUCUAAUCCAGGGCACUGAUGCUAAUGAAAAGCAACAACGAUCCAAAGUGAGAUAACAUGUUCAAAUAAAUAAAAGACUCUCAGCUCGAUGAAGUGUUUAAAAAAAAAAAAAAAGCUUUUAUGUGAUGUUACCAAGGUGACCUGUCUUAAUUUCCAUGCUUUAGCCCCACUGAGCUCACAGUGAGCCACACACUCUACCUGCUGGACAGGUGGGAAGUGAAAACAGAACAAGUUAAAAAGGACCGUGUUUCAGUGAAUCAUUGCCACUGAGCUGCUUUCUUGCUGCCUCUUUUGUCUCGUCUGUCAGUGCUUGUUUGUUAACUCGCCGUCUGUGAUGAGGAUUUGACUUCAUGUCCAGGCUGGUUUAUUAUAGUGUGUCUUCUAAGAGGCUUACAGGGCCAGCCAAUUAGUUGCUUCAUGACUUUUGUUUAUGGCUUUGGUGUAAUCCUGUCAAAGAAACAGAGGAAUGGGCUGUUUUUGGUUCAUCUGUCGCCUCAGGUGUGUUUUGACCACUUGGGAGCGCUGCACCUAUGACUAAAUUGGUUCCCUUUCUCCUUCACAGAAAAAGACUCACCAGAAAUCUGAAAGUGUUUUUUAAUUUCCUUCUUUCAGUGCUUUCUCCCUGCUGCGAGAAGCGAGCAUAUUUUUCUUCAGCAGGUCAGAGAUAAUGUGCUGAGCGUGGGCUCUCACACUCUGACAUUUUCAUCGUAGCAUUUGUAAUUGACUUCAGAAACAAAUAAGUCGUCAGACAUUGUAAUUGGUUAUUCAGUGAAACCAGUCAGCAGAAGCUUUAAAAUGAAAAGAAGAAAAAAAAAGGUUGAACAUUUGGAGGGAGUGAGCGGGCAGAACCACAGAGCUCUCUCUCUCUGUAAGGGACAAUCAGCAGACACGAUGAGGAAAAUGAACUCCCUCCCGGGUGAUGAUAGGCCUGUCCACAAGACGAGCGUGUCCGUCAGGUGAACCCUGUAGCCUUAAAUCUUAACGAUAAAAUGCACUCGAGUAGAACCCCAUAUCUUCUCAGGAGAGAGAGGAGAGCUUUUAUACCUCUGCUUUGACAUGAAGGAAAUGUCUGUACUAUAAGACGUGGUACAGAACCAUUUCAUUCCCAACAAUGUAAAAAAAGGGCAAAGACAAAUAUGUAAAUAUGAUUUAUGUAAAAACAAAUCAAAUGUACAAAAUAUGUUUUGUUGGUGAUUUAUUGCAACAUUUUGUAAGGAUGCUUUAUUUAUGUUUUAUUCUCACCCCUGUGGUGAUGUAAAGUCAAUUUUCUCUCAUAAUAAAAAAAUUAAUACAGA
Molecule: messenger RNA, 10516 nt
Organism: Notolabrus celidotus (New Zealand spotty)
Lineage: Eukaryota; Metazoa; Chordata; Actinopteri; Labriformes; Labridae
Gene: akap13a
Product: A-kinase anchor protein 13
Exons: 39
Coding region: 395-7609 (2404 amino acids)
Biological process (GO): regulation of Rho protein signal transduction
Cellular component (GO): plasma membrane
Molecular function (GO): protein binding; guanyl-nucleotide exchange factor activity
Source: RefSeq, a predicted model, not a curated record